Messenger RNA from Pecten maximus, 986 nucleotides. RefSeq lists its product as uncharacterized. NCBI's taxonomy places the organism in Eukaryota, Metazoa, Mollusca, Bivalvia, Pectinida, Pectinidae. The record is from RefSeq and is a predicted model, not a curated record.
AAACGAAGGGAAGUAACUCUUAGAAAAAACAGAAUGCUGUGCUCGCUGGUUGACAUAUUGGUAUCUAAUAUGUCCCUCUAAUACGUAUACCUGCAGAAUGUCCUUAGAGCUCGAAGUUUCCUUGUCUCUACCCGAGAAAAUGGCAUCAAGCCAACUGAGCCUUAAUGACUACAUAGGAUCAAAAGAAGAGACAAUCGCUAAGCGAUAUUUGAAAAUGAUUACCACUGAAAAUGAUUUCCCCCCUCAUGGAACGUGUGGAUUCUACAAUUUAAUUAUAAAAACUAGUAAUGCUGACCAGGGAACAUGUUUCACUGAUGCCAUGAUUAAUCUUCAACUAAUCGAUGAUUGUCGUAAGGCAGUCCGUCAACAUUAUGAAUAUGGAUUUCCAAAAUGUGCCCUGGUUUUCAUGAAAGACAUAGUGAAUGUAUCUAUUCUAAAAGCAUUUGUAGCUGAUGGCAUAAAAGCAAUUGAGAAAUACACUGACUCUCGGCAAGCUUUCUUGGCGUUGUUGAAAUUCCUUUAUGAUAAAGGAAGACAUGAACAGUCAAUUAAGAAACUUAUCACAAGUAAUUCUACAGCUGGAAAUAAAAAGACAAAUAUAAUGGAUGCAUUGGCCCAUCACCUCUUUUCCCAGUUGAUACCAGACAAGAAGUAUGGGGUUGAUAAAUAUGCAAACAAUGUUCCCAGAGAGUGUGGCUGUGGCUGUCAGGCACAGAUUUGUGAAGGAAACACGUCAAUGGGGUCCCAGGACACAUGGCAUGGCAGAGUAGAUAUCCUACUAAACCGCACCAUUGCUGUAGCAGUUAGGGAAGAAGUCAGCAAUGUUGAAAAGGAUAAAGACGAUGACACAGAUGAAGAUGGCGAUAUAGAUGAAGAUGGUGAUACAGAUAAAGAUGGUGAUAUAGAUGAAGAUGGUGAUAUAGAUAAAGAUGGUGAUAUAGAUGAAGAUGGUGAUAUAGAUGAAGACGAUGACACAGAUGAAGAUG